GAAGUGCCCCGCAGAAGCCACACAAGUUGCCAGCGCGGCGCGGCCCCAGCGGCCGGACAGCGGGGAGCGCCCGCCGCCGGCUCCCGCCCGAUCCUGUCCCGUCCUCCCCGCCUGGGGACCGCUCUCUGGCGGGACUGCCGGCAGGCAGGGUGAUGCUGCUCGCCGGGAAGUGAGAGGCAGCGCGGCGGCACGUUCCCCACCUCGGGCCGAGGGUCCCCCUUCCUCGGAGCCUCUCAUGCUUUCGGGGCCCCCUCGCGUGGCGGCGGCCCCGUGGGAGACGGGGGCGGCGCUGCCGUGAUGGCCCUGGAGGAGAAGCGGGAGAAGCGCCCGCCCGUCACCCCCAUGAUGAUAGAGGAGGAGGCCGCCCUGCGGAACGGCAGCCGGGGGCUGCCGCCGGGCUCUUGGGCCGAGGCGGCGGGGCCAAGACCCCGCACCACGGAGCGGCACAUCGCUGUACACAAGCGCCUGGUGCUGGGCUUCGCCGUCUCCAUCCUGGCGCUGCUGGCGGUGACCAUGAUCGCCGUGCUGCUCAGCGUCCGCUUCGAGGGGUGCAGCGCCGCCGCCGACGGCCCGCCGCGGGCCAGCGGCAACGGGAGCCUCCCGGGGGCGGCCCGGCAGACGCCCGGCGCAGGGCAGCUCCCCGGCCGGCCGGAGCAGGAGGAGGAGGAGGAGAAGGAGGCGCGGGGCGGGGAAGUGGCGGAGGAAAAGGAGGAGGAGGAGUGGCAGCGGCGACGGGAGCUGCCGCCCUGGACCCGGCCGCGGCUGCCGCGGCACCUGCGACCGCUGCACUACAACCUGAUGCUGAACGCCUUCAUGGAGAACUUCACCUUCAGCGGAGAGGUGAACGUGCAGCUGGAGGUGCUCAACGCCAGCCGGUACAUCGUGCUGCACGCCCACCGCAUGCACAUCGAAGCGGUCCGCGUGGCCGAGGACAAGCUGGCCGGCGGCGUGCGGGUGGACCGCUCCUUCUUUUACCCCCAGACCCAGGUCUUCGUCGUCGUCCUCAACCGCAGCCUGGAGGUGCAGAGAAGUUACAACCUCAAGAUCAUCUACAACGCCCUCAUCGAGAACGAGCUGCUGGGCUUCUUCCGCAGCUCCUACGUCCUCCACGGCGAGAGAAGGUUUCUUGCUGUUACACAGUUUUCUCCUACUCAUGCCAGAAAAGCCUUUCCUUGCUUUGAUGAGCCCAUCUACAAGGCCACUUUCAAGAUCAGCAUCAGGCAUCAAGCAACUUACUUAUCUUUGUCCAACAUGCCAGUUGAAACUUCUGUUUUUGAAGAAGAUGGAUGGGUUACAGAUCACUUUUCACAGACCCCUCUCAUGUCCACGUAUUACCUAGCUUGGGCAGUGUGCAAUUUUACAUACCGGGAAACUGUCACCAAGAGUGGAGUAGUUGUACGGUUAUAUGCAAGGCCUGAUGCAAUCCGAAGAGGAUCAGGGGACUAUGCUCUAAAUAUUACAAGGAGACUCAUUGAAUUUUAUGAAGAUUAUUUUAAAGUGCCCUAUUCCCUGCCAAAAUUAGAUCUGUUAGCUGUGCCUAAGCAUCCAUAUGCUGCUAUGGAAAACUGGGGACUGAGUGUUUUUGUGGAGCAGAGGAUACUGCUAGAUCCAAGCGUUUCUUCUAUAUCAUACCUACUGGACGUCACCAUGGUCAUUGUACAUGAGCUAUGUCAUCAGUGGUUUGGUGAUCUUGUGACUCCAGUUUGGUGGGAGGAUGUGUGGCUGAAAGAAGGAUUUGCUCACUACUUUGAAUUUGUUGGAACAGACUACCUCUACCCAGGGUGGAAUAUGGAAAAGCAGAGAUUUCUGACAGAUGUCUUACAUGAAGUGAUGUUGCUGGAUGGUUUGGCCAGUUCACAUCCAGUAUCCCAGGAGGUGAAGCAAGCCACAGAUAUUGACAGGGUGUUUGACUGGAUUGCCUAUAAAAAGGGUGCAGCUCUAAUUCGAAUGUUGGCUAACUUUAUGGGUCACUCUGUGUUUCAAAUGGGCUUACAAGACUAUUUAACCAUUCACAAGUAUGGCAAUGCAGCCAGAAAUGAUCUCUGGAACACACUGUCAAAGGCUUUAAAAAGGGUUGGAAAAUCUGUAAAUAUCCAAGAAGUAAUGGAUCAGUGGACACUACAGAUGGGUUAUCCUGUUAUCGCUAUCUUGGGAAAUGAAACUACAGACAAUGUCAUUGUGAUCUCUCAAGAGCGUUUUGUUUAUGAUGGUGAUGCUAAACCCAAGGAUCCUGCACUUGGAGACAACAGCUACUUGUGGCAGAUUCCAUUAACAAUUGCAGUAGGAAAUACGAGCCACAUCUCAUCAGAGGCAAUUAUAUGGGUGUCUAACAAAUCAGAACACCACAGAAUUCCUGCUUUGGAAGAGUCAACUUGGUUGCUGGGGAACAUCAACCAGACUGGCUACUUUAGAGUUAAUUAUGAUAUUAGGAAUUGGAGGCUGCUAAUUCAUCAGCUAACAAGGAACCAUGAGGUUAUCUCUGUCAGUAAUCGAGCAGGCUUGAUCGAUGAUGCAUUCAACCUAGCCAGAGCUGGUUAUUUGCCUCAGAAUAUCCCUUUGGAGAUUAUCAGAUACUUUUCAGAAGAGAAGGAUUUUCUGCCUUGGCAUGCUGCCAGCCAAGCUCUUUAUCCUCUAGAUAAAUUACUGGACCGAGCAGAAAACUACAACAUCUUCAAUGAGUAUAUUUUAAGACAAGUUGCAUCAAUGUAUCUCAAGCUUGGAUGGCCAACAAAUAAUUUAAACAAAUCGCUUGUUCAAGCAUCAUACCAACAUGAAGAGUUGCGUCGGGAAGUCAUCAUGUUGGCCUGUAGCUUUGGUAACAAACACUGUCACCAGCAGGCUGCAACUUUAAUCUCGGAUUGGAUUUCUAGCAAUAGGAACCGAAUCCCACUCAAUGUGAGAGACAUUGUCUACUGUACAGGAGUUUCACUGAUGGAUGAAGAUGUAUGGGAGUUCAUCUGGAUGAAAUUUCAUUCUACCACAGCAGUGUCUGAGAAGAAAAUAUUAUUAGAAGCCUUAACAUGCAGUGAUGACAGGAACUUGCUCAAUAGGCUUUUGAAUUUGUCUCUCAACUCAGAAGUUGUCCUGGAUCAGGAUGCAAUUGAUGUGAUAAUCCACGUAGCUCGAAAUCCACAUGGAAGGGAUCUUGCUUGGAAGUUUUUCAGAGAAAAAUGGAAAAUAUUAAAUGCUAGGUAUGGGGAAGCAUUAUUUAUGAAUUCAAAGCUUAUCAGUGGGGUCACAGAAUUCCUCAAUACUGAAGAAGAAUUAAGAGAGCUGAAGAACUUUAUAAAGAGUUAUGAAGGAGGAGCUGCUGUCUCUUUCUCUCGUGCCGUGGAAACAGUGGAAGCCAACGUGCGGUGGAAAAGGCUUUAUAAGGAGGAACUAUUCCAGUGGCUAAGAAAAUCCUUGACACAUUAAUCUGUCUUUCCAGCCAAGCAUUUAACAUGAAGCUCUGCAAGAGGAAGAGGAAACAUUUUAGAACUGUUCAACAUUAAAAUCAUGAAGACAAGAUCAGAUUGCAGGAACAAGGUUUUUUUCCUCUGUUUUUUAACUGUGGGUUUUUUGGUUUUUUUUUACACUGGGCUUUUGUGAAAUUGUCAAGAAGCUUUUUAGAAGAGAAGAUCAUGAAUGCUUGUGAAAUCCAGUCCUCAAUGUAAAAAACCAAACGUGAUAUUAAGUGGUGCAUGUAAAUGUUGAAGAAAAACAAACAAAAACUCCUUCAAUGGCUAUUUUGUGCAUGCUUGUACCAUCCCUGCCUGUAUUCUAGCAUGCUUAUGUAAAACAGCCACAUUUUGUAUGUGAGUUCCAGUUACAUCAAAGAUGGGCAUUAUACAAAGCACAAAGACUAUCUACGACAAUCAGUGUUGCAAUGAACAAAAGGAAAACAAGGAAAAGGAAAUGUAGAAGGCUUCCAACUUGGGGCAGUAUGAGAUGUAAAGUUAACUUUCCAGCUAGCUGCCAGUUAGUCUACCACUCAGUUUGUCGCUUAAUAGUUACAAAGAUGCCAGCCAGUUGUAUCUGCAGUCUCCAUAUUUCCAUGUUUAAAUAAGGAGAAUAUAUAUAGAGAGGAGAAAGAUAAAGGGGCAUGGAGGCAGGGGGAGAAGGGAAACAAGAAGGACAACAUCCAUGCAUUACAAUUAUAUGCAUUUAUUCAGUGCUGAUCAGUGGAACAGUGUAGUUCUAGCUGUGAACGUAUGCAAUGUCGGAGGGUAACUUCACAUUGAUUUCACAGAAUCCAUGAACCACCUCUUCUCAACUAUUUUACAAGGCAGUGAUACUUACAAUGGGUCACCCAACCUGUGCAGUACUAAGUUAUGCAGGUAACUGUGCACAGGUAUUAUAGAUAAAUGGAAGAUUCAAAUGGAAAUUAGCAAAAAGGGAGAGUGUCUUGCAUGCAGAGAUAUAAAAUUACCUAAGAAGGCUGUCUUGCAUGUGGUAGACCAGCCUCUGUAUCAAUUUAUUAUGAUAGACAGGUCAGAUUCUCUAUGUGGGCAAUACUUUUGCAAAUAUGGGAUGUGCCAUUCAUGCUAAUUUAGAAAAGUGCAAUAUGGAGAAAAAAAGUGUAUGUGUGUGCAUGUCUGGGGUGUUUAUUCAUAUGGGCUAAUACCACGAACACUGUUUUCUUUCUGUUUUCUUGUGUUUUACAUAGACUGCUGUAGAUGAAUGACAUUUGUUUCCUUUUUCUCAAUCCUUAAUCUGAAAGAUCAGUGACACAGUGGAAUUGCUACUUGUACAACUAUCUGCACCAUUGGUGCUAAGUGUUGAGGAUAAAACUGAUGGGGGACAAAUCCUCUCUCAUGUCUACACUGUGGAGAAAACAACCCACAAAACUACACAGAGUUUUCAGGAGUCAGACUGCAGCAGCUUCAGAGGGUGAAUGUAGAUGUAUGACAGUGUUUCUUUAUCCUACCCCAUCCCGUGUGACCACAUCAUGGCCCUGUACAUUGGGAACACGUGGCCAGCCAGAGUAGAGAGCAGCCAUUUUAUCUGUUUCCUUCCUUCACAAGUCAUGGAAGUUACCAACAUGAUUUACUCUUGCAGUUUCUUGUUCCCAGUAAAUUGUGAAUUGAAACACUAGUGCAAAAGGAACCAAAUCCAAGCAUUUUCAGAUAUUAUCAGAGUUGUGUGGAGACAGUACUGUUUUCUGGGCUGUCAUUCCCAUGGUACCCUGCUCCUCAAGAAUUGGUAAACACAUCCCAUAACUAAGUUGUACCCAUCUUCAGUCUGUCAUUUUGUGUCUUUUACCAUGCAGAGGGUGCUGUUUGUGGAUUGGGUGCAUGAAAUCCUUGUGUGGCCAUUUGCUCCACUGUUUGGUGCUACAUAGCUCUGUAUGUUCGCUUGACCACAUGUAACCAAAAGAAGAGCGAAUCCUGUGCUCUUGUACUGUUAAUUCUUUGCCUUAUAGUAAGCCCUAAACCUUUGUGCUAUGUUGCAAUGCUAGUGAACUUAAUGGCCAGAGACAUUAUCAUGUCCAAGCUGAGUGAAAUCCUUCUCCUCCUAUGUAUUUUACCUACCUCACAGGGGUGUUGUGAGGCUUGACUAAUGUUAGCAAAGCACUUGAAUAUCCUCUGAUGAAAGGCAUUUAAAAGUGCAAAGUAUUAUUUCAUGUGGUUGACCAAACUCAACCUCAAUGCCAGUAUAUAGCGUCACAUUUUCAAUUUCUACUGGACAAUAUCACAUGCAGAUUUGAUAUAAUAAAAAAGAAAGCCAAAUAUUAUUUAAUAGAACCUUUACCCUGUAAUGAAGGCCAAAAUUAUGAUAUCCAAAGAGUGUGCAGAAAACCAAGUCCUCAAAUGUGAAUUGCUUUGAAGAUUUCAGAGAAAAGUGUGCGUAAUGGUCUGUCCCUUUGCAAUUUUAUUCAAGAUUGUCUUUGAUGACAUUUCUUUUUCAGCACCACAGAUUAAACCACAUACCUCCAGGAUGUGCAUAGAAGUUUCUGGUCUUUCCAUUGAUAAAGGGCAGGCUAAUUGUAUGUUCCAAAGUCAAAGUUUAUUUCAGCCUAUGUAUUCUGCACAGUGCACAGAAGAUUCCACUGUUGUUCAUUUGAAUUGAAGUUCUUGCACAUUUAGCUGGUGUUGGAUGUAAAUUAAUGUUUUAGUGGCCUUGAGCGACUGGUCUACCACAGAUUAUCAAGCCCUAAAUGUAUCCAUUAUACAUACCUACUGAUGUACUGCUUAUAAUUGUUCUAUUCUAAUAAUGUUUUAGAAUUAUUUAGAACACUGUUACUGCUAUAGCAAAGAUUGAGCUGGCCUUUCCAUUAUAAUUUCCUAUUCUUUUAUUUUUUAUAUUUUGGUGUUUCACAGUGAAUCAGGAUUAAAUUUAAAUGGAUUAAAUCCAACAAAAUUAUAGCUGUUUUCUACAAUAUUCAACCCCCCCUGCAUUUAAUUAUAUGUCUUUAGAAACUUUUUAAUAAGAAGUUCCACACAGCUGUGUGUUAAAGAAUAGUUGAUACCUCAUGGAAAACUCUAAUACAGUCUGCUUAGAAAAAUCUAUUUAUCUAAUUGAUUUUCUUUCUCCUUUACCAGUCUUUUUCUUCCUUUAUCCUUAUAUAAAAAUGGGCCCCAUUUUUAUAACUCGGAUUGUGAUUAGGAAGCCAAUAGCCCAAACUUGUCAGCAUUUUCAAAUCCAGGGUUUAAUUUUAUCCUUUCUAAUGAGAAGAGAUGCUACAAAAUGUGGAUCCAGUGUGAAUGUGGAGCUCACUGAGGCCCUGCAUGCCAUUUUGCAGAGAUUUGGUGAGACCUGUGUCUCUAAUCAGCCUUUGUAUGACUCAGGCUCCAUUGCAGUUGUUAAUUGAUGUGACUUACUUACUAAAUCAUACAGGAAGACGUAUGAAUAGUCAUGAUUUUAUACCAGCAUAACAAUAUACCUGCUGCAAAAAUACUUAUUGUAGUUUUAUAAGAUUUUCCACUGCAAAAAUCUCAGUCUAAUACUUUGUAGCUGGUAGAAUUAUUCAUGUAUCCACUGCUAAUAGAUGUUAAAAUGAUAGUAGAUAUUAAUUGUGACUAGGGCAGAACAAUGUAAAAACAUUUUUCCGAAAUGAAAUGUCACUUCUGCUAUCACUGGGAGUAUUUGGACAUUGAUUUUGAUGAAAAAAACUUCAUGUGUCCUCAGGUACAUCCAAAUUUGUGACCUUUGAUGAUCUUUUCAGUGAAUAUAGCAAGAAUUCCAAUACUAUGUUGGAAACUGAAGAUGAAUUUUGUGUAGCUUUUGGGCUGUUGUGGAUAUUUCACUGAGCUUUAGAGUGUCAAAGGAAAUAUCUUCACUGAUGCAGAAGAGUGCUUUUACAGCAAAGAUCCUGUACCAUACAAUUAAGUCCUUAGUAGUAAAGAAUAAAAGAUGAAAAUUAUAUAUAUAUUCAUGUGAAAAAUCCUCCAUAGAGCUAAUUUUCCCAUAAAAUGUCAGUAAGUAUCAUUAUUUGGAUAGAAUAAAGUGAAGCCAAUAUUUGCAGUUGGGGGUGCCUUUGUCUAGAUACCUGCAUAAUAAGGUUUUGGUUUUCCGCAUGAUCAUAGCUGAUACUGACGUAAAUGAAAACAAACUUUGAGUCAAAUGUGCAACUUUCUUUUUGAGGGAAAGGGAUGUGGCUUUGAAAACUGUUUGUGUAUAUAAUCAACUUACCACCACUCCUAUUAUGAGUACUCACCAUAUCAGGCUGCCUGUCCUAGUCAGAAUCAGCAUGAAGAAGUAAAAGGACCUGAGCAGCCUGAACAGAAGCUGUUUACCCAGUUUUGAAUGGGCAGUCCAAAAACUGCUGGCUGCAUCACCCACUGCUGCCGCUAUCGCACCCAGGUCAGGAGGGCAGCUGGGAGCCACUGAAGUGCAGGGAGGCUCCAUCCAAGUUUCUGUCAGCUAGAUAGUAGGAUCAGAAGGUCCCUUUGCCGGUUAUGGGUUAUGGGUGAUCUUCAGAGAUUAGUGUCGUCUUCUGCUAGCAGGAAAUGAAGGUACAGCUAGUGAGCCUGCAUUGCCUAGAAAUACCUACAUCCCAGAGCUCUGGUCACUCCAACUCCAACAAAAGUUGACCAAAAUAUUUGAAAUGUGCCAUGAGUUUCUCGGACAGUUUCCUAACAAACGGUUUAGAAUGAUGUCACUACAGAUUUGUGGUAAUAAUAGUAGUAACAGUAGUUACUGUGCUAAUAUCAUCAAAAAAUUCAGAUGCCUGUGCAAAUCUGUAUGCACUAGUGACAGUUCCUCUUUGCAUAUAAAACUAAAAAACCUGGCCACUGUGUUUCUCAUAUGACUCUGGAGGCUUCUGUGUAUCUUAAAACCAAUACUGAAACCCAGUGAAACCACUCCGACUUGAGCAAAAAUCAUAGAAUCAUAGAAUGGUUAGGGUUGGAAAGGACCUUAAGAUCAUCUAGUUCCAACCCCCCUGUCACAGGCAGGAAGUCCAUGCUGACAUGAGUAAUCUAGUUUUUAAUGAGAGGGAAAGGGAGAAAGGGUGUAAGGAUUUUUCACCAAAGUAAACCUACAUGCCCUAGUUGGAGCAGAGUUUUAAAAUCAGGUGUAUUUUGAAGAAGCUGAUUAAACUUAGUUCCAUCCUGUGCCCAUGCUGACAGUGGAGAGUAGAUUGACCUCAGAGUACCCCUACAUGGUAAUACAAUUGAAGCCAGAUUCUAUAAAAGAUGUAUGGAACUGGUUCCAUUGAGCUAUGUCAAGGAGAAUCACCAACAUGAGCAAGUGUUGUGGGUCAGACCAAAUGUCCUUUCUCAGAAAAAAAUGCAUUUCUGUUUGGCUGAUUUGUAACUAGUGAAUUAAACAUGACACUGCCAAACAGUAUUUCUAAUUACUUUGCUUAUUUUACAUGCACCAUCUCCUAAGGAUGUCAAAGCGAUGUUGGUAGAGAACAUAGAGGUGAGCAGGGUUGUGAGAGCAGAGGGGACUGUGCUACAGCAGGCAGUAGUCAGCAGUCACAAGACAGGAGGCUUUAGCCACAGUGCCCCAACAUUUCCUGGACAGCAUCACUUGCAUUUGCGUGAUCAAGGAUAGCCUCAGCACAGAAGAUGAGGUCAAGAGCCAAGAUGCAAUCUCAGUUCUCUGCCAUGCAUUUUGGUAAUUUAAUAAUUACAGAAAUAUUUAAUAAUAAGAUGUAAUCACCUGCAGCCAAACUGGUGACACUGCAGAUCCUCCGCUGAUGCAUGGUGAGGUAGAUCCAUUGAAGUGACUGAUGUGAAUUGCAGCUGAGGAUCUAACCCAUUGCUUUCAGAACAGCCCCCUGAGGUGACAGCUGGACUAGUGUACACGAUGUUUUACAUAUUUGUAUCUAGGUUUCAGUAGCGCAUACUGAAUGACAAAUGUUUUUUGUUUUCUGUUUGCUUUUUGUUAGAGUAAUACUUUGUGAUCGGUUCCAAUGUGAUAAAUCUUUACAACAUGUUUGGAGAACUGCAAAAUACUGUACUGUGAAGAGUGUGGUUACUACCCUCUUUUUAUCCUGCAAACAGUAGAUUUCAGCAGAGGUGGACUUCCCUGGACUUAGACGCUCUGUGAAAAAAAGCUAUUCUGACAGUUUCUAAUGGAAACAUCAUUGUAAUUAAUGUAUAAAACUACCCUGUACAAAGACAGCUUUAUUAUAUGUGUAAAUGUAAUUUUGCUAUGUUGUUUUUAUGUUUGAGGGACAAUAGGCUUUGGUGUGGGUGAGACGUAUAGCCUUAUAAAAACAGAGAUGUAGCUCCCUGUCUGAUGUUUUACUGAAAGGUGUUCAGUUGCUCUAUUUUUGCAGAAGAUAAACAUAUACUAGUUCCCUGAAAACUAAUGAUCUAUUCCACUACGCACACAUCAAUGGCAUAAAUGGAUCAUACUAUUGAAAAUAAAGGCUCAAUAAUAAAUUGCGUUAUUUUUC
Messenger RNA from Strigops habroptila (Kakapo), 9832 nucleotides. RefSeq names its product thyrotropin releasing hormone degrading enzyme (gene TRHDE). Gene Ontology annotation, molecular function: zinc ion binding; metalloaminopeptidase activity; peptide binding. Gene Ontology annotation, biological process: proteolysis; peptide catabolic process. NCBI's taxonomy places the organism in Eukaryota, Metazoa, Chordata, Aves, Psittaciformes, Psittacidae. Bases 298 to 3417 code for a protein of 1039 amino acids. The transcript is spliced from 19 exons. The record is from RefSeq and is a predicted model, not a curated record. Gene Ontology annotation, cellular component: cytoplasm.